UCAGUUAAUAAUUUUAAUAAUCAAACAUUUAACUUUCUGGAACCACAGUUCUGGGGAAGAAUAAGGAGUAAAAUUCUGUAAAGAAUAAUGAUAAGAGAUGACAAUUACCUAAGCUUUGUUCGUGCCAAAUAAAAAUUGUUGGGAGGUUUUUUUAACAUACCAACCCUAAUAUUAUCUUUGCUUUAUUUAUUCAACGUCAACGUUUGUCAUACAUAAUUAUUACAUUGCAUUAAAUCCCUUUAAUUUUUUUAUUUCACUAAAAUGGAUGAUUUUGGAGACAACUUUGUACAAACUGAAGUAGAUCCAGCAGCAGAAUUCUUAGCUCGGGAACAAAACCAGCUAGCAGGGCUCGAAGAUGAACUGGAAACCGGUGCUCCGCCCCCACUCGCUGUCUCAUCGGGCAGCAAUGGACUUGACGAUUUCGUUGAAAUACCAAGUUCUGCAGUAUUUGAAGCUAAUGAUUUGAUGGAUGAAGAGCCGUCCGCACCUGCCGUGGCUCCUGUGACACCAGUGUUCCGUCAGGAAAGAGAAGAACCAGAAAAGAUUAAACUGUGGAGGGAAGAACAGAAAAAAAGGUUGGAGGAAAAAGAUGCCGAGGAAGAAGAAAAGAAGCAGGAAAUGUUAAAAGUAGCUAAAAAAGAGCUGGAGGAUUGGUAUAAAACUCACGAGGAACAAAUAUCUAAGACCAAAGCAGCUAACAGGGAGUCCGCUAAAAAUGCCGAGAAGGCUUUGGCAAGGGGCUCGGAAGACGGACUCGAGGAUUCCAAUGAAUGGGCACGCGUUUCUGAACUGUGUGACUUUGGACCGAGACGUGGACGCGAUGUAGCACGUCUACGGUCUAUUGUACUGCAGUUGAAGCAGUCAGGAGUUCGUCCCAAAUAUCCACCACGCACCACCAAGGUCGCCUGAAUAUAGCCACAUAAUGAAGAAAUAAUUGUUACGGACCUGAACAACUCCGACAGGCCAGGUCUUAGGUUAUAUCACAUUAUAAUGUAAAUGUUAUAUGUUAUAAAUGUUCAUCUACAAAUAAUAACAGCUUUGUGGUAAAUGUUAUUUAUUGAAACUUUUUAUUUUAAAUUGUUCAGCUACAUGGCUUUAAUUUGUGAGGGCGACCUCUGUUUAUUUGAUCAUAGUAUUAAAGAGAUGUCAUUCCAUAAACAA
Danaus plexippus (monarch butterfly) is the source of this 1161-nucleotide messenger RNA. RefSeq names its product clathrin light chain (gene Clc). Gene Ontology annotation, cellular component: postsynaptic endocytic zone cytoplasmic component; clathrin coat of trans-Golgi network vesicle; plasma membrane. Bases 262 to 909 code for a protein of 215 amino acids. The record is from RefSeq and is a predicted model, not a curated record. Gene Ontology annotation, biological process: clathrin-dependent endocytosis; intracellular protein transport; clathrin coat assembly. The transcript is spliced from 6 exons. NCBI's taxonomy places the organism in Eukaryota, Metazoa, Arthropoda, Insecta, Lepidoptera, Nymphalidae. Gene Ontology annotation, molecular function: structural molecule activity; clathrin heavy chain binding.